This is a messenger RNA of Paramecium octaurelia, 587 nucleotides long. Lineage: Eukaryota; Ciliophora; Oligohymenophorea; Peniculida; Parameciidae. The record is from the annotation of a GenBank genome assembly.
AUAUAAUGUUUAGAUCAUACCGACUCUAUUAGGCAUUUAAUCGAUUUUCUGGUCUUACUAAGUUCACUAAGGAUUAUUAUAAAAUACUCAAAAUUCCAACUACGGCAACUUAAGCCGAUAUAAGGAUAGCUUACUUAAAGCUGGCAUCAAGGUAUCAUCCAGAUUCAUAAACGAAAGAUGAAGCGAAAUAUUCUGAGGUUCGAGAAGCAUUUUAAGUAUUUGAGUUGAUUUAGUGAUAGGUUUUAUCAGACACAUCUCUGAAAAUGGAAUUUGAUAAAUAAUAGGAAAGCAGCAAUGGGUAGGAAUUCAAAUCGAGUUAAUAGAAGUAGGGAACAGCUUAAAAGGAGGAGAUAGAAAUUCAGUUCUUAUUCAAAAAAGGAGAUACUACGUUUCCGUUUAAAUUGGAUGUUUUUAAAUAAAAAUAGUUAUCGAAAGAGGAGUUAGAGAACAUUUCAGUCUAUCAUAUGAAGAAAUUCAUGGUCAUUGAUGGCGGAUUUAAUAAAUUCUUCAAAGAGAAUAUCAGUUAAUUAGUGAAAGGGCUCUCUUGGAUAAUCGCUAUUUUGUCCAUAAUUGCAAAGAAGAAAUGA